Penicillium crustosum is the source of this 2070-nucleotide messenger RNA. Its product is annotated as TTC39/IML2 family protein. Gene Ontology annotation, cellular component: nucleus; mitochondrial outer membrane; cytosol. Bases 1 to 2070 code for a protein of 689 amino acids. The transcript has 7 exons. NCBI's taxonomy places the organism in Eukaryota, Fungi, Ascomycota, Eurotiomycetes, Eurotiales, Aspergillaceae. The record is from RefSeq and is a predicted model, not a curated record.
AUGUUGCGAGUCGGCUCCUGGUUGUACGGCAAAAAGCCAGCGGGGUCUGUGGACUCGGUGGUUGAGUUGAAAGACUUGCAUGAGGCAAUGACAGCGGCAACACGGAUUCUCAAUGACGAUGUUGAUGGUGCGGAGAGUGGUCUCUCCACGGGUACUUCGUCUUUUCACAAUUUGGGUAAAGGCGUGGUCGCAUUCGUCCGGGCAACAUUAGGCUUUGAGCAGGAGAUUAUGCGACUAGCAUCCGAGCGUCUUUAUGAAGCAGAAACCAGCGCGGCCAACGAUCAAACCCGGUCCCAGCAAAACCCCCAAGCACCCAAUGCCUUUCACUCCGAUAUAUAUGCUGCCGGCACCGAAUAUGCGCUGUGCCAAGCAAUCGCUCAAUUGAUGAGUGCUGUGGUUGGGGUACUGAAUGAAAGCCUGACAGAAAGCAUCAAAGCAUUCUAUCGGCUGAGAAAGGCGUACAUCGCUCUAGACGCUAUCAUGAAGAUGGAGGAGAAGUUUAUGGAGCAGAGGAAUAUACACAGAGUUCUACUGCCUAGCACGAGUGACCUCUCAACCUCGAGCGCUGCAUGCACAGACAUGAACCGAGCUCAAUUCGUCAAUGAAUGGAAUGUCUAUCUCCCCCGAGGGGCGUCUCCAGAUACCUCGACGGGCACUUCCACACCUGCAAAGCAUAUCCACCACGACCCCGACUCCGACAUCUUCAAGAAUGAAAUCGAUGUUUUUGUGCAUUCUGGUGCCAACUUCUGCUUUGGUAUUCUUCUUCUGUUGAUUUCCAUGGUUCCACCAGCAUUCAGCAAGCUUCUUUCCAUUAUUGGCUUCCGCGGCGACAAGCAACGAGGGCUGAGAAUGCUCUGGCAAGCCAGCAAGUUCCACAACUUCAUCGGUGCCAUGGCUGCCUUGGCACUAUUAGGAUAUUACAAUGGCUUUGUCCGCUACUGCGAUAUUAUGCCCGACCCAACUCCUGGCGAAACUGACGUUGAGGGAUACCCACAGGAGAGGCUGGCUGCGUUGCUGGCGGAGAUGCGGUCUCGGUUCCCUAACAGUCAACUUUGGGUGAUCGAAGAAUCGCGCAUGUUAGGCGCGAACAAGGAGCUGGAAAGCGCCCUGGAACUGUUGUGCACUGACAAGAAGAGCCCGCUCAAGCAGGUCGAGGCGCUGUGCGUGUUCGAAAAGAGCUUGAACGCACUGUUCCUUCAUAAAUACGAUGUCUGUGCUGAGGCAUUCAUCGAGUGUGUGGACCUCAACUCGUGGUCUCGUUCAUUGUAUUAUUACAUCGCCGGGUCGUGCCAUGUUGCCCUGUACCGGCAAUCACUCAACGACCCAAAGCUUGCAGAGGAACAUGCUAAGAAAGCCACCGUAUACAUGCGGAAGGCACCCGAAUUCGCCGGGAAGAAGAAAUUCAUGGCCCGACAACUGCCGUUCGAUAUCUUUGUGACACGGAAGCUUGCCAAGUGGGAGGCGCGCGCCAAAGAAUGGAACGUGCCUCUGGUGGAUGCGGUUGGAGUUGACCCCAUCGAAGAAAUGAUCUUCUUCUGGAACGGACACAGUCGCAUGACCAACGAGCAGCUAGAAGAGUCCCUGGUCCGGCUUGAUUGGUGCGAAAGCAAAUACAACAAGACAUGGUCUCGCGAGGGGACCGAAGAAAAAGCGAUCCUGGAGCUUCUCCGGGCUGCCAUUUUCCGGUCUCUGCACAGACACCACGAGGCGAAAAAUAUCCUGCAGACUCGCGUGUUAAACCACGACAAGUCUGUGUUCAAGGGCCACCUGAAGGAUGACUGGGUCCACCCAGUUGCGCAUUUCGAAAUGGCCGCUAACUUCUGGAUGGAGCGUCCAACAUACCAGGACUUGCAUGGAAUCGCUGCUUCCCCCAAGGCGUCGGACGAAACGUCCACAGGUUCUGGGGAGACGAUCAAGGAGGCUGAGAGAAAGCAGGUAGCCGAGUGCAAGGUGUACCUUGACCAUGCUGCUCGCUGGGAGAGCUACGAGCUCGAUGCCCGUAUUGGACUCAAGGUUACUGCCGCGAUGGAAGCAGUCCAUAAAUGGGAGAGCAUGCACCCGACAAUCUAA